This is a messenger RNA of Ficedula albicollis (Collared flycatcher), 3454 nucleotides long. RefSeq names its product TNFAIP3 interacting protein 1 (gene TNIP1). The coding region runs from base 117 to 1880 and encodes 587 amino acids. The transcript has 17 exons. Gene Ontology annotation, biological process: regulation of transcription by RNA polymerase II; negative regulation of canonical NF-kappaB signal transduction; cellular response to lipopolysaccharide. Lineage: Eukaryota; Metazoa; Chordata; Aves; Passeriformes; Muscicapidae. The record is from RefSeq and is a predicted model, not a curated record.
UGGUGGCGGAGCGGAGGGACCCGCACCGAGACCCCGAUCCCGAUCCCCGCGGCGGCCCCGCCGUGGGACGCACGGCAGGGAUGCCUGGCUGGGAGGUAGGCGACUGAACAGCAGGCAUGGAGGGCACAGGACCCUAUCAUAUCUAUGACCCCGGUGGGGGCUCAGAGGAGAAUGGAUCCACGGCCUUGGAGCGGCUGGUGGAGGAGAACGCCCGGCUGAAGGAGAAGAUGCAAGGGAUCAAGUCUAUCGGAGAGCUUCUGGAGGAGUCCCAGGUCGAGGCAUCCAAGCUGCGGCAGAAGGCAGAGGACCUUGUGAAAGACAACAAAAUGCUGAUUGGAUCGUCUUCCUUGGAGAACUUGGUGGAAACUGGAGCCGUCGGCCCUGAUCCCAGCUUUGCACGGGCAGCCCCAGGCAGCGCCCAGCCGGACCUGGAAGCACGGAAAUCACCUCCCAGUGACUUGGAGCAGCCCCCGAACGAGGAUGCCAACCUGCUGCCGCAGCUGCAGCAGCUGGAGAACACGCUGAGUGGCUGUGCCAAGGAGGCCAGCAAGGACCAGGUCUUUGUGCGCAUGGGCUACAUGGCCUCCGAGCUCAAGCGCUUGGCCUCCAAGGUGCACAAGAACGAGCAGAGAACGUCCUUCCUGCAGACGCUGUGUGAGACGCUGCACAAUGAGAACAAGGAGCUGCGCACCAAGCUGGAGCAUGACCUGGAGCAGAGAAACCAGGCUCUGGAGAAGCUCAGGUGUGAGAACCAGGAGCUCCGGAGGAUGGUGACACUGAGCAGCCAGGACAGUGGGAAGAGAGAAGCUGCCGAGCAGCAGCAGCAGAGCGGUGCCAUGGUGGAGAAGGCGCCGGGCAGAGAAGAGCUGGAGGCCAAGGAAAAGAAGGUGAAGAUCCUGGAGCACCAGCGCAGGGAGCUGCUGGAGGUGAACAAACAAUGGGAUCAGCAUUUCCGCUCCAUGAAGCAGAAGUAUGAGCAGAAGGUCACGGACCUACACCAGGAGCUGGCUGAGGCCCGCAGGGCAGUGACCGAGCUGGAGUCAGAACGGGAGCAAAAGCAACGGGAUUUUGACCGCAAGCUGCUCCUGGCCAAGUCCCGGAUCGAAACAGAGGAGGCAGAGAAGGAGAGGCUGGCCAUGGAGGUGAGGGACCUGCAGCAGAGGAUGCGGUUCCUGCAGGAGCAGCUGGCUCCAGUCACCAGGCAGCGGGAAUACCAGGAAAAGGAGAUCCAGAGGCUGAACAAGGCACUAGAAGAGGCCUUGAACGUCCAAGCCUCUCCACCACCCAUCUUUGCCAUGGAGCCGGCAGGGAAGCUGCCACAGCAGGAGCUGCUGACCCAGAAUGAGCUACUCAAGCAGCAGGUGAAAAUUUUUGAGGAAGACUUCCAGCGGGAACGGAGUGACAGGGAGAGAAUGAAUGAGGAGAAGGAAGAGCUGAAGCAACAGCUAGAAAAGCUGCAGAAGCAGUUGGUCCUCUCCAACAACCAGCUGCGAGCCUCCAAAGACGACUGCCAGAGGGAGAAGGAGGAGAAGGAGAAGCUGAAGAAGCUGCUGAAACAGCACAAACAGGCUUCUGGAGAGAGGCUGCACCCCGAGCCAGGGCCAGGGCCGCUGGGCCCAGCCUGCCCCAUGUACCAGUACCAGUACAGCCCCCCCAUGGCUCACCCCAUGUACCACGGCUACGACGAGUGGCAGCAGAUCCGAUACCCCCCAGCCGUGCCGGGCGAGCACACGCAAGGACAGAACUUCCACCAUUUCCCCCCGCCCGAGUACCCCUGGCGCCCGCCCUGUGCCAUGGCUCACAGCCAGAACGCCCAACCAGUGGCCGGGCUGAAACCAGUCCCCAAGGACUUGGAACAGGCAGGUCCCGGAUUGCCCUAACACCAAGGACCGGCCACGCUCCAACACCAGUGGAAGAGGAGUAGGGGUGUGUGUGUGCCCGUGUGUGUGUGUCCAGGAGCUUCCUCCAGCUGCCAACACCUGUGUAUGGACAUGUGCUGUACGUGGGGGCCUCAGCAGCGCAUUCCUCCAAGGAAAUCAUGAAGGAGGGACUAAAGGUGCCGUCGUGGUGGCAGCCAGCAUGGGCUCAGUCCCCUGCGGCCAUCCCCUUCCCCACGAGGAGCCCGGCCUGGCGUCGCUUUCGACCCGAGCCAGGUCUUCAGGGAGGAGGAGCCAGUGUUUCCCAGGAGCUGCCCCAAUCCAGAGCCCCUGGAGGAGCGGGUAACAGCGGGGACUCUCCCGGUGGUGGGAGACCCCACACUCGCAGGCAAGUGCUGGCCGCAGCCAUGGCCCGGCCUGAGGGUGGUUGGUGUCUUUGUAUUUAUUUAAGGACUGAAGUGUGGCUGAGUCUCUCUGGUUUUGUCCUGAAAGCUGCUUCCUGUCAGCAGCCUCUGCGUGGGGAGGGGGAGAGGGAAGGAUACCAGGACCGUUGGUCUCCAUGUGCUCGGGUAUAGCCAUAGAGACAGACUGAAUGCAAGGGGACCCCAACCCUUGCUUGGGCACCCCAGGAUCUGUUGCCCCAAGUGUGUACCCCCCACCUCUGUCUGUUUGCUGAACUUGGCCCCUCACCCUCCUCUCUUGUGCCCCCCCACCUCUGCCAGGGCAGGGAAGCCCCUGCAGCCCCCUCUUCCUUUCCAUGCAGCAAUGGCCUUGGGGACAGUCUUUGACAUUGCACACAGCAAAUCUUGCUCCACAAAAUAGGUCUGGAGGGAAAAAGACCAACACAACCCAGUUUCUGUAAGCAUGGCUGUCACAGGUUAUGACAGCAGGAGGCACAGGACUUAGCUUGUCCCUGCUUCUGCCUCCAGCCCCUUUUGCCCACCUGUCCUCUUCAUUCACUCCCCAGCCUGUCCCCAAAUGCUGGGCUGUGAUGCCAAGUCCAUGUUUGCAGUUCCUGUGGAAAAAAUGGAGUUUCUCCUGUCAGGUGCUGCUACCUCCAGGCUGGCCACUGUGCCCCCCACUCUACCCCCCUUACCCCUGGCUCACAAGCGGGGCUGCACAUUUGCAAAGCUUUUAUUUGGUGUUUCUGUGGUGGGUGGGGAGGGGCCGGCCACCCCUGAGCAGGAGAGCAGCACGUCUGUGUGCCAGGACCACGGGCAGCCUGAAUGCACUGAAGAGCUGCUCCGUGCUCGGCACAAUCAGGCCAGGCCCGCCCCAGCCAGGGGCUUUCGGGCUGAGCCUUCAUGGAGAAGUGGUCUCCUGCUCCAGGGACAGCUGGCCCCUCCAUCCUCCCACUGCCUGCGAUGGUGGAGCAGAGGGGCAAGCUGGAGGCCAGGAGAUGUCACCACCAGGGGUGGAGGUGGGACACGGGGAUAUUGGAAUUAUCCCACUGCCAUCGCUGAGGUCUCUGCCACGAGCUCGCCCAGCCCAGCAUCCUGACUGGGGGGUGCCAGAGACAGGAGCAAUGGAGGGGACAGUGCGUGAUUCCUGCUGCUGGGGAACAUCUGGGGAGGGAA